Lingula anatina is the source of this 1496-nucleotide messenger RNA. RefSeq lists its product as uncharacterized. Lineage: Eukaryota; Metazoa; Brachiopoda; Lingulata; Lingulida; Lingulidae. The record is from RefSeq and is a predicted model, not a curated record.
GAACUGAAACCAUGAUACACCCGUAACCUUCAGACUGAUAGAACUUGUGUCAAUAUAGGAGGGACGGCAUUUCCUUGUCACACGUAUUUAGAUAGAUAUAUACAGACCCUGCAACUUUCAUCGACUAAAUGUUGUGAGGGAACCUUGGAAAGACAACAUGUCUGCCGCGCUGUUUAGUCUGUGUGUUCUGGUUUGUUUCGGAGAAGGCUUAAGCCAGACCCCCAUUGAGACAGGUACCCGGUACGUGACCGGGGCCUUGCAGUCAACAAAACCAGUAGAGAAAGGUACCUACGUGGCCAGCCUCUGCGACGCCUUCAAAGGUAAAGAUGUCGUUGUCAGCGUAGUGCUCCAGAGAAACCCGGACUGGAACCCGACCUUCGGGGUGAUCAAUUUCACGGUCACUACAGCACCAGUGGCUGGCAACCUGGAAGCGAGUGUACUUUGCCAAAACUGGCCUGACGCCAAUGCCAAUCCAGCUCCAAACUGCACGGUGAGAAACUGGGUCGCCACAAGCGACCUUUAUGUGAACACAGUGGCUUCAGAUGUCGGGGAUAUAUCUUUUACAGUGAUCGUGGAGUUUGUAAAAGCUGCAUCAGAUUCGCAUUUAGAAAAGAUAAACCCUCCAAAGUCCAUGAACCUGAAGAGCUAUAUAGAUGCGGGACUCGUGUAUCUGGACCAGGUGGUGCAUAUAGACAAACCUUUCCAUGUCGUAUAUGGCCAAACUGUCAUUCUCGCAAUCACCUUCUGCCCAAACCCGCAGACCACCAAAAACUACCGCAUCGACAGCACCAUAUUUGGUAUCGGGCCUAACGCUGCGUUUGCGCAGUACGUUUGUAAGAUUAUGCCAUGCAACGAUCAUCAGGACGCCAUCGCCAGUAACCCUUUUCAGUUGCCACUCAAUUCUCUUUCCGUGUCCACUACAACGGCUGACUUGACCACCCUCUACAUCGCCGUGGUCGGUUGGGGCGGGGAUUACGACCCCAGCGUCGGCACAUACGUGGGCUCUUUCGUAUAUGGAGCGUCACUGGCGGUUCAAUCACCACACAAAGAAAAGGAGUUUAGAUUCAUUCCGUAUUAAAACGAUUAGACCUACAUACCUGAAAUGAAAGUGAUAAGACCAAUUAUUUGAAUAAGAACUUUAUCUUUAUAAUUCGCUAAUUAUUUGGUUGUUUAAAAAUAUUGAAGUAGUUCGAUUGAAGAUGUCUUGGACAUGGAUUUCUAUUUGUUUUUAGAUGAUUCUCGGUAACUAUGAUGUGGCAGCAAGGCGUAGUACAAAAUUACACAUAUUUCAGCACAGCUUCUGAAGUUUGGGGCCCGAUUGGGAAAUGAUUUUUAUCAUAAUAAUGAUGACAUAGAAAAGAGAAACCUGUUGUAAUUUUCUUCUUUAAAACUGAUAGCUUAUGAGUACGUAAAGUAAGCUGGUUUGAUGCAUAAAACCUAAAAAAUUUACUGCUUGUUUUUCAAGAACUUUGACGCAUAAAUAAAUCACACUAAUA